CUCCGUCCAGCAGCAGCAGCAGCAGCAACAAGAGGAGGGAGGAGGAGGAGGGGUCGCUUUUGGAGAGGAAGCGAAAUGAAGGAGCCAAGCAGGAAGCCCAAAAGAGUUCGCCUGAAAAAAGAGACCAGCAGAGUUAUAAAGGCAGCGGAGGCGGCCAGAGUUUGCUUGCAGUCCUCCCCGGGUUUUGCCGUGCAAAAAUAAGAACAGUCACAGCAGCAGCAGCAGCAGAGCCCUCCUGCAUCCCCUCCCCUCUUUGCCUGGCUGCCUGCUUCCUCUUCCAGCACCCCGGGGGAGAAGGACAGCUCCCUUUGCCCGUUGGCACACUCUGCGCGCGAGAAGUCCCCGGCAAGCCGCCUUGAAGGGGAAGGAGGAGGCGGCGGAGGUCACCGGCGAGCAACAGACGCGGCGAGCUUGCCGGGCACCUAACUCAGCCCUUGCAGGCGCCCGAGACGCCCGCUUCCUCCAGAGCUCCGCUCUCACCUUGUACCUGCUCGCAGUUGCCUAGUCGGGGAAGAAGACCCCCUCCUCCCCCAGUCCCACAACCUGUCGGCCUCGGGGGGUGGAUCUUGAAGCAGGCAAAGCAGAAUGUACCAGGGACACAUGCAGGGGAAAGGCUCUAGGGCGGCAGAUAAGGCUGUUGCCAUGGUGAUGAAGGAGAUACCGAGGGAGGAGCCUGCCGAGGAAAAGCCCCUCCUUACUAUGAAAUCACAGCUGGUGAAUGAGCAACAAGAAAGCAGACCCCUCCUGAGCCCCUCCAUCGAUGACUUUCUUUGCGAAACCAAAUCAGAAGCCAUUGCAAGGCCUGUGACGUCCAAUACAGCAGUUUUGUCUACAGGGCUGGAUCUCUUGGACCUGAGCGAACCAGUCUCCCAAACCCAAAACAAAGUGAAAAAGCUGGAGAAUUCCUCAAGAGGGGAAAGCUUGAAGGCUUCAACUCACAGGAAAAAGCCAGACAAUCCAGACCUUAUCAGUGUGGAUGCUGAGCAGAAAAUCCAGCCUGCCAGAGCUCCCGAGAAGUCGUCAUUGGAUUUAGUCAAUAUCCAGGCGCAGCUAGAGAAAUGGGAUGAUGUGAAGUUUCAUGGAGACAGAGCCAGCAAAGGCUUCCCAGCACCGGAGAGAAAACCUUCAUCUACUAGAGCUCCAUCAAAAGAAUUUCUAUGGUCUGCAGAGAACAGGUCCCAGUCAGAGCUGGCCACUGUCAAGACCGCACUGGAAUCUGACUCAGCCUCGGAUAUAGAAUUAGCGCCUGCUCCUGCACUUGCACCAAAGGCACGAUCAACCAAAGAGCAACGUUGGGGAGGUGCCCUCCUCUCACGAAAUCAUUCUAUGGAGGAGGAAUUUGAAAGAGCGAAAGCAGCUGUUGAGUCAGACACAGAGUUUUGGGAUAAGAUGCAAGCAGAGUGGGAAGAAAUGGCUCGCAGAAACUGGAUCUCCGACAGCCAAGAAGCACAAGGCCAAGCAGCCGUCUCCAUUAAUGAGAAGGGCUAUUAUUUUCAUACAGAGAACCCCUUCAAAGACUGGCCUGGCGCUUUUGAGGAAGGCCUCAAGAAGCUGAGGGAGGGGGACUUGCCCCUGGCCAUCUUAUACCUGGAAGCUGCUAUUCUCCAAGAUCCUCACGACUCCGAGGCCUGGCAGUACCUUGGGACAACACAAGCUGAGAAUGAAAAUGAGCAGGGAGCAAUUGUUGCACUCCAAAGGUGCCUAGAGCUCCAGCCAAACAACUUGAAAGCCUUGAUGGCCUUGGCUGUGAGCUUUACAAACACCAGCCACCAGCAGGAGGCUUAUGAAGCGCUAAGAAACUGGAUCAAGCAGAAUCCUAAAUACAAGCACAUCGUCAGGAGUAAAAAAGGAUCCCCGGCACUUACCAGGAGAAUGUCCAAGGCAGCAGAAGAAAGUUCACUGCUGGAAGAGGUGAAGGAGCUAUACCUGGAGGGAGCCCAUCAGAAUGGGGAGAUGAUAGACCCGGACUUACAAACAGGACUCGGCGUGCUCUUCCACCUGAACGGAGAAUUCAACAGAGCAAUAGAUGCAUUCAGCGCUGCCCUCACAGUUCGGCCUGAGGAUUAUUCAUUGUGGAACCGCCUCGGUGCAACCUUAGCAAAUGGAGAUCGGAGUGAGGAAGCCGUAGAAGCUUACACGAGAGCACUGGAAAUCCAGCCUGGCUUCAUCAGGUCCAGGUACAAUUUAGGAAUAAGCUGCAUCAACCUUGGAGCAUACAGAGAGGCAGUCAGCAAUUUCCUCACAGCUCUCAAUUUGCAACGAAAGAGCCGGAAUCAGCAGCAGGUUCCUCACCCUGCAAUUUCAGGUAAUAUCUGGGCAGCUCUCCGGAUUGCUUUGUCUAUGAUGGACCAGCCAGAACUUUUCCAGGCCGCUAAUGUGGGCGAUCUGGACGUCCUACUAAAAGCUUUCAACAUCGAACCCUGAUGCACACAGGGAGAGAGAAAGACUCACACAGAGAGACACUUAACCAAGCCCUCAAAAGAAAAAAGAAAGCCCAACCCAUCUAGUUCUAUACAGAAAUAGAAAUAUCUUUGAAUUCCCUGCUUGGACUGAGAAAGACGACGUGGACACUUUGCAGCAGAAAGGGUUCUAUGGGAUUCCACCAGAUCUCCAGAAAAUUAAAAGCACAAAACCUUGUAAAUAUCACCUCGCGCAAGUCAACAUGGGAACAACAGCUACUAUGGUGCAUAGGGGAACUGGACAAAACAACUUCACCUGGAUAUUCCUUACGACAUGUACUUGUACAAAGAAAAUGGGUUUUGAAUAUCAUGCUACCAUGUGCAUAAGAGCACAGAAAAGGUGUUGGGUAGCGUUUCCUAAGGAGCUCCUCUGCCCCUCAAAUACAGCAGAAGAGGGGAGGAUGGAUGGUUUCUCACUUCCAUCUUCCACAGUUCCUUUCCCACACCUGCGGCCAUCCAUAUGUAAACGUUGGAGUAGCUGCGUUUUCCCCACCGUUAGCAACCAUCUACGGCUGAAACGUUAAUUGGAUUUUGAUUCUGGAGUCUGGAUCCCGUGAAGCCCUCCAAAACAAAGAUCUCAUAAGAUCCGAGAAGUCUACGCUUGGAGAAUUUGAAGGUUGAAUCAUAUGCUGUAGGGGAUGGGUUGUGCAAACAGAGGGCCAUUUCUAAUGCUGCAGCACCGCUGAUGCAGGGGGUUUCUGUGUGUGCAGCAGAACUUCCUCUCCCUCUCCUGUUCUCUCCAGCCUCCUGGGUGCCCUCAAAACCAGUUCUAGAUGGUUUGGGAAACCCUCUGGAGCAGAUGUUGAGGGUGCAUGGGGAGAGGAGAGCAAACGGAAGUUCCGUUACACCAGUGGAACGGUUCUGGCGCAGCAUUAAAUACAGCUGCUAAGUUGCAAUUUGCACUAGAGGUUUUUUUGGGGGGGUAUGCAUGGGUAGGGCUGGCCCCAACUGUUUGGGCACCCUGGAUGGGUACCUGGGUGCACCUUGAACCCCUUUCUGAAUCCACAAAUUGUCUCUCAAAACCCCAUGCCCCUUUUCCUUAGAGAGGUAAACCUGUUGCUAAGAAUGUAGCCUACCAAUGUCUGUUUUCAGUGAUUCUGCAGGGAUGUUGCGGUCGAAAUCGUGAGUUGGUACCUAGCAGUGCAGGAAUGUACCUGAAAUCACUUCCCAAGCAGUCAGGGAGUGUUUUGUGCAGUUGCUAGGUAGCUGCCACGCAGGUUUCCUUCCCCUCCAUCAAGCAAGCAGACACUGUUAGCGGGUGAUGGCAGAGUGUUCAGCAGCAGGCUGCCCAGUGCUCUGGUCAGAUGUCCAUUGUGGCCACCAAGUGUUGUUUUGAGCAGAGCUCGCAACAGGACCACGAUCAAUGGGUUCAUUUGCACUUUAAUCUAGCUUUUCUGGUUUUAUUUGUAAAGGGGGGGGGAGAAAAAAUAUAAAAUACUUUUUACACAUUUGGAGAGAAAUAUGCAGAUUCAGCCAUGCUGGCAAAGGACCAAUAAGGAACUUGACACAAGGCGCAGCUUCCUUCCAGGCUGUUUAAAAAAUGCAAAUAGGAGCCAUAAAUUACAGUCAAGAAAUGGGAGAGGAUAUAGCACGGGUGUUAAUGGGAGGCAAAUGUCAGCAGUCGAAGGACAGACAUCUGUUCCCUCGCCCUUUUGGAAGAAAAUGAACAGAUGGGCUUGCAGCCCCUGGUCUAGCAAAAGUGCUUCAGCUGAUGCUGAACUAUUUUGAGAAGGGAUGGCAAAAUUCUCCACUCUCCUUGAUGGUACACGAUCAGCUCUAAAAUCUUCAAACUCGGUGCUUGAAGGAAUUAAAAAAUCCACUCAAGGUCACCAGGAAGUGAGCGAGCCCCAUUUAAAUGAAUGGGAGUCAUUCUUGAGCAGAGGAGGAAGCUCUUGAUUUCAGUGGGGCUUACACGGAAGAAAUGUCCUGAUCCAUUGGGUCCCAUGGGGAAAAAAGUGCCCUUUAAUUCCAGUUGAUUUCAGAAGUAGACAAAAUGCUAGAUUUUUAGAUGACAUUAGACAUUUGAAUGGAACGUUAAGUGCCAGACAUAAGGCACAUGAAGAACCUUCCAUCCAAGAUGGAUUAUCAGGAUGUAUCAAUAAUUCCAUUUUCUAAAAUGGUGAAUAUUUGUAAUUUUCUUUUUUAAAAAAAUAAUAUCACAAACUAUGGUAUAAAAACGGGGAAAGGGAGGGUAUACAGCGUUUCAUACUUAGAAUGUUAUACACAGGGUAUCGCUUGGACUUCUUGAAGCCUGAUCACUUUGGCUUGUUUAUCAGUGCUGGUGACAUGGGUUAGCAGGCAGUGUGUUCUCAAACCUCAUUGAAAACAUGGAUGUGCUGGCACAGCCCAAGUGGAGAAUGUUUCCUAAAUGUAAUGAUGUUCUUUUAAAUGAUCACCCAGAACCAUGCCCAUAAAUGUCAGAUGUGGCUGAACAGCAUCUCCCAUAAUCCCUGCUGGCCAUGGGCCCAUGCUUGCCGGGGCUGAUGGGAGUUGUAGUUCAGCAACAUCUGGUGGGCCAGCAGUCCCCCACCCCUACUCUAAAUUCAAGGCACCUUAAGAAUUGCCUUGCUAGCUCAGACCAAAGGUUUAUCUAGGCCGGCAGUGGGCAGAAUAGUUGAGGAUCUGCUGGGAGAAGUCUGGCAAGUAGAUUGGCAAGGGUUCCCAACUCCCAGUCGUUUAACAAUGGCAAAACAAAAUGGCGCACACACCCUCAUCCACUGUAUCAUAGUUGGAUGAGGCAAGAAGGAGCAAGGCAGGUUACCUAGGAUUGGAUUUUAAUGUGAAAGAACUGUGAACUCAGUUAAGUUAUGGUAUCUAAAACAAAUUUCUGGGUUCAGAAUUAUUUUAAUUUAGAGUGUACAUCAUUUGUCCCUGGCCCUGGUUGGUCAGUCUCAGGAUUCUAGUAAAUAAGCAAUUAAGUGGGUCCUGCGAGCCUAACGUCUAAAAGCCACUGCUUUAGAAGUCUGUUUUCAGCAUUAAGUGGUAUAUAAAUUAAUUCUUUGUCAUCGCUGAAGCCAGCACUGCUGUCUCCAACAGCUGAUAGCUAUAUGCUCCAGGCAAAUUCCUAAACGGGGAUAUGAUAACUGACAGCCUUUCCCUGGCGCUUGUCCCCGGCUGAAAGAUAUAUUGCCUAAGGACAUGGAGGUUCUGCUCAGCUGUCAUCGCUAAUCGGUAGGCCUACACACAAGGUCCCAGAAGCAGAGUGCAUUCCAAGAAAAAAAAUAAACCAUUCAGUAGUAAUAAGCAAAGAUCUUUACACAGAUAGCAAUAAAACCUUGGAUGUAAAUGCCCCAAUCCAUCUUGCCAUUCUUUCUCUGCAUGCAGCGAUGCUACUAGUGCGUAUCUGGUGAAAACGGCCAUUUAUUUUUAUGGCUUACGAACAAACACCUUUGCUGUCUCAUUGCUCACAAUGUCCAGAUGCAACAGUUCAUUAGCAACACUGGAAACCAUUCAGAAUAGUUUGUUGCUGUGUAGCCUGUUGGACAGGGCAGAUCUGAGUAGAGCUGGGAGCCAAGGAGCACAAUCUGGUAGGAAUUUCCUCCAGCACCUUUGAAAUGGACAACAGUUUGGGUCAGACGACACACAAGUGGCAUCUACUUUUUAAAAACAAACAAACUGUAUAGUCAACCAGAACUGGUGGUGGUGGUGGUUUUCAACAGUACCGAGAGACGGUUAACCUUCCCUGCCUCCUUGUGGUUCUGAAGAAAAUAGCUCCCCUCAACCCCCAAGCCAACAGGGUGGGCAGCUCAUAUCAUUGCUGAUGGGGGCUUCUGAAUGAAUAGCAGCCUAGGGUGGGAAAGUGGAUUAUUUAUUCUUAUUCUUUUUCUUACAGGAUUAUGGUGCAAGCCUAACUUUUGCAUCUACACACCAACAUGCUGAUUAAAGCACAGGGCAGUUACUGACCAGUGGUUUCUAAAGGAUGCAUGCUACAAAAGAGUGUAAUUUAGCAUCAUGUGUAUUUCGUCCAUAGAAGGGAUCUACUGUCUGUUGAAGGAAACCAAGACUUUGCUCCUUCCAGUAGUAGCCUUAAAGCAACUGCUUCUGCUGCCCCGCUGAUUUCUGUCCUCUCCUGUGUACUUCACUGUGGUCCCAUUAACACCAUACCUUUAAAGCACUAGGAUACCACAAAUCACAGCUUCUCCCAAAGGAUUCUGGGCACUGUGGUUUCUUAAGGGGGCUGAGAGUUUUUUUUUUAGGAGACCCCCUAUUCCUUGCACAGAGUUACAGUUCUCUCAGAGUUCCCUGUGAUUAACUGCUAAACCAAUCUGAGAAUUGUAGUGCUGUGAGGUGAACAGAGGUCUCCUAGCACCUCUCAGCACCCUUUGCAAACUGAAGCUCCCAGGAUUCUUUGGGGGAAAGCCAUGACUGUGUAAAGCAGCAUCAUAGCGCUUUAAAUCCAUAGUGUGGAUGUGGCCAGUGUCAUUUUGCUGCUCUGUUCCUGCUCUUGCGGAGGACAGGAUGAAGACGGGUUUCCUCCUCACACACACACACCCCGGUGUGCUGCAUCCUAGGAAAUAAGCAGCUGCUUAAAGGAGAAAAAGUGCACACAUUGUCCCCUGCCUCCAUCUUUCAGGUUCACUUUUAGUGCAAGCUUUGGAACUCAUUGACACUUGACAUUAUAAGCUGUGUCUCCAUGGUAGAGCUACUUGCAGUGGACAAUGCAGGAUUGCUGCCCAAAGUGACAUCCCUGUGUCAACACAUCUUCUCCUUUCUUUUAGUCAAAUGUAUUAUGUCGUUUUCCUGCCAGUGAUGUGGAGCGACAAGGCGGAGCGAGAGCAUGGGCACAUCUGACUAAACUUUAUGGAAGCAGGAAGAGAAAAUCAACAUGGAAAGGGGGGGAGAGAGAAUUGAACACAGGGAUACCAUUUUUGGCAGCAGCCCUGUGUCAAGUGCCACAUGUAGAUCAACUCUUGCAAAUCAGAGGGUGGUAUUCAGCUAAG
Molecule: messenger RNA, 7399 nt
Organism: Podarcis raffonei (Aeolian wall lizard)
Lineage: Eukaryota; Metazoa; Chordata; Lepidosauria; Squamata; Lacertidae
Gene: PEX5L
Product: peroxisomal biogenesis factor 5 like
Exons: 14
Coding region: 586-2424 (612 amino acids)
Biological process (GO): protein import into peroxisome matrix, docking
Cellular component (GO): peroxisomal membrane; cytosol
Molecular function (GO): protein binding
Source: RefSeq, a predicted model, not a curated record